Messenger RNA from Ostreobium quekettii, 4284 nucleotides. The record is from the annotation of a GenBank genome assembly. Lineage: Eukaryota; Viridiplantae; Chlorophyta; Ulvophyceae; Bryopsidales; Ostreobiaceae.
AUGAAUGGAGCAGUGGGCCCCAGCGUGAACAUCAACUGCGGCUCCUGUGAGCGAUUAAUCAACGUGGAUUGGAAUGUCAUUCCCAAACUUCUCAGUUCAAAAUACUUCAGAUGCCCAUCCUGCAAGGUUCCCCAGAAUAUAGAUUCGGAGGAAUUCUCGCGGAGUGUGCAAGAUCUACUGGCGGUGCACAUGGCACCCUCAGCUCAGCCCACGGUGCCACAAGUGCCAACUCCAGCACUCCAACCUCCAGCGCGAGUUCUUGGAAACGGAAGCAACCUGCGUGAGGGACAAGGCUCACAGGAUUUGCAUGUGGGAACAAAACGGAAGGCGCCAUACAACUACCCGUCUGCCCCAUACACAAAACGCUCCAACUACAUGCAUGGCCUUCCCAGGUGGAGCGACACAAGUGGGUCUCAGAAGGGUAACUUUGGAAGCCAGGGCACCUGGACAAUGGGUCACUUGCCCCAAGGUCUGUCCACUCUGGAAAAUAGCCAACGAAUUCUUGGAGGUGCUUUGGAACAAUUCCAAUUUCCUCCUGGCACCGUGCCUGCUGGUGUGGCAUGGCUGCCACCCAGUGUCCCUGGAGCACCUGGCACCCACCCUGCAGAGGAAGAAGAGGAGGAAGAGGAUGGGGAGGGUCAAGCAGGGGACACUUUUCAGGAGUACACCCCAUCCAAGUGCAAAGUGGGUGUGCCACACCCUGACCCUGUUGUGGAAUCUUCCUCACUUGCUGCUGCUGAACCACCAGACAUCACGCACAAACUUAGAAUGCAGGAUGCGGUAUCGAAAGGUGUUCUGUCAUCGCUACAAUUGGAGACCAUCUGCUAUGCUUGUCAAUGCCAUGAUCGCAUCCUUCCUGACAAGAGGCGAGCAGGAUUCUUCAUUGGUGAUGGUGCGGGCGUGGGAAAGGGCCGCACGAUCGCUGGAAUGAUCCUUGAGAACUGGAAGGCUGGCCGUAAGCGCCACGUGUGGGUAUCCAUCAGUGCUGACUUGAAGCAUGAUGCAAGGAGGGAUCUCGAUGAUGUACAUGCCAGUGACAUCCAUCUCAGCGCACUGUCUAAAAUGCCAUAUGGCAAGCUGAAAUUGAGUAAUGGAAAGACUUUGGUGGAAGGGGUGAUGUUUGUGACCUACUCGACGCUGAUUGCAGCCAAUGACAAGGGACACACUCGACUGAAGCAACUGCUGGACUGGUGUGGUGAGGGCUUCGAUGGGCUCAUUGUCUUUGACGAGUGCCACAAGGCAAAAAAUCUGGUUCCGAAAAUGAUGGACAAGUCCACGAAGACAGGGAAGGCCGUCUUGAGGCUGCAGCAGGACCUACCCGAUGGCCGUGUAGUGUACUGCAGUGCCACAGGGGCAUCUGAACUGAAGAACAUGGGAUACAUGGUCCGUCUUGGGCUCUGGGGCCCGGCAUCACCCUCUUUUCCGGACUUCCACUCGUUUGUAAAGGCUGUGGGCUCUCGCGGUGUUGGCGCCCUUGAACUCGUCGCGAUGGACAUGAAAUCGAGGGGCAUGUAUCUCUGCCGCACGCUGAGUUUUGCUCAGGCCGAGUUUGAGAUUUGUGAAGUUGACUUGGAGGAGGAUAUGAAGGAUGUGUAUAGAAAGUCCUGUGAGCUGGUGAGUGGACUGUACAAGGAAUUUCUGUACGCCAUCGACCGCUACCAACAGCCAACAGGGAAUAACAUUGAGGACAAGAACCGGAAAUUCAACUGGUCUUUCUUUUGGGGAGCUCAUCAGAGGUUCUUCAAGAGCCUGUGCAUGGCGGCAAAAGUCCCAGCCACAGUCCGGCUGGCAGAGAAGGCACUGAAGGAUGGCAAAUGCGUCAUCAUCGGCCUGCAGUCCACUGGAGAGGCACGCACUUCAGACAUUGUUAAUGAGAGGGGCACUGAACUGGAAGAUUUUGCAGGCAUGAAAGAAAUCUUGUGCAAGUUCAUUGAGAAUCACUAUCCCCUGCCAGCGUUGGAGGGAACACAAGAAAUGGCAGCCCUUGAGGACGUUGAUGAAGAUGAAGAGAUUGCAAAGCAGUCCAUUGUGACCACCAGCAGGACAAGCUCCAGCAGCGAUGAAGGCAGUGCAGAGGGUGACAAGGCACCAAAGCGACGACAGCACAAGCGCACACGGCGCAUUGACAACAAACAAGUCAAUUACAAAGAAGAGUCAUCUUCUGGAGAGAGCACUUCCUCAGGGGAGACGUCUCCUCAACGAACAGAAAAGUACUGGUUGGUUGGUAGCAGUCAGCAUCGACCACAGGCUAGUUCGUCCACCUCGUCUGACAACGAUGAUGACCCAAGUUUUAAUGAGUCAGCAACAAGCUCAGAGGAGAGCAGUUCAUCGUCAGAAUCAUUGGAAGAUGAAGCCAGAGGUUCAGGUUCAGAAGCAUCCAGUAGCAGAGCUGCAAUUGUGCUUGGCAGCAACAACCGUUCUCAACACCCUUCUCAGACUGGCAGUGACGUGAUUGAAAUUGAUGUGGACGAAGAACAUGGCAGAAAGCAGAGUGAAUGCCAACUGCGGGAUGAGCGCAGCCAAAAUUCGAAGAAUGCACAUCAAGAGGCUCUCCUUGCAGAGGCCAUGGAGAGGAAAAAGAAGCUGCUGGAAACUGUUGAGCGCAUUGAGAUGCCCGUGAACCCGUUGGACGAGCUUAUAGACCAGCUGGGUGGGCCCAGCAAGGUUGCUGAGAUGACAGGCAGGAAGUGCCGUCUAGUGCGCAACAAAGAUGGGCAAAGGAAGGGAAAGGUGACAUACCAGUCCCGUGGCAUGGAGUCGGGUGAGUCCCUGGAGAACGUCAAUGUGGCAGAGCAACAGGCAUUUAUGAAUGGCCGAAAGCUGGUGGCCAUUAUCUCGGAUGCUGCUUCUGCUGGAAUAUCGCUGCAAGCUGAUAGGCGUUGUAAGAAUCAACGCCGAAGGGUGCAUCUAACUCUGGAGCUGCCAUGGAGUGCUGAGAAGGCCAUCCAGCAGUUUGGCCGGUCGCACCGGUCUAACCAAGUCAGCUGUCCACAGUACAAGCUGUUGUUCACUCCCCUUGGUGGAGAAAAGAGAUUUGUCGCAUCAGUGGCUCGUCGUCUGCAGAGUUUGGGAGCAUUGACACAAGGGGACCGCCGGGCUGGUGUCUCAUUCGAAAUAUGUGACUUCAAUUAUGACAGCACAUGGGGCAGGCGGGCCCUGAAUGCAAUGUAUAUGGCGCUUAUGGAAGAAUCCCAUCCCAUUGUGGUCCCAUCGUGUGCGACGAACAGCGAAGGUGGACCUACUGCAAGGUACCCCACUCUCGAACGGUUCAGGUCAGAGAUGAGGCGCCAGCUCUUCAGCGUUGGGAUCAUCAAACCUAGGCCCAGGAUGAAUGAGCAGCCGGCAGUAUUGCUCAGGGACAUCGGCGAGAGGAACAGAGAACCUGAUCCGGAGUUUGGCUGCAUCCCCGAUCCUGAUCGCACCAAUGUAACCCAUUUCCUCAACCGUCUGCUGGGGAUUGUACCCACUUUCCAGUCUGAGCUGUUCAGCUGGUACCAGGAGCACCUGGACAUCAUCGUCAAUGGUGCAAAGAAGGAAGGUCGCUAUGAUACUGGCAUCGUCGAUGUGCAGGCCACAUGCCUGGAACUGCAGGGCGACCCAGAGACUGUCUUUGUGGAUGAGCUCUCCAAUGGAAGGACGCUGCACUACAGGGUGCACAUGGACCGUGGCGUGAGCUGGGAGGAUGCUGUCAAAAUGCUGAAAGAACACAAAAAGACCACUGCCACAGCAGACGAUGGCCGCAGCGGCUUCUACCGCAACAAGCCCGGUGGGCACAGGGUACUCCAUGUAGUGCUCGCACUGUAUGAUGCAGACAGCAGCAUGCCAAGGUUAAAAAUGAUCCGCCCUCUCACUGGGAUUGCUCACAAACCAUGGAAGUCUUCCGAAUUGAAGCAGAGGUACAUACCCUUGGAGAACGAUGAAACGGCCGAGGAACUGUGGAAUGAUGUGUAUAAGUCGGCGGGAAGGCAGAAAUUCCGAAUCAAGCAGCUCCAUGUUCUGGGUGGCGUGGUCCUGCCGAUUUGGGGCGUGAUCGAUCAAGCACUCACGGAACAGGCUAGGGAGCACGACAAAAUGCUUCGUGUGGUGCGCCUGCAAAUGACCAAUAGCACUCAGCGCCUGGUUGGUGUACAUGUUCCGGAAGAUGCGAUGAAGAUGGUUCUGAAAGGGCUUGAGGAGUUGAAGGCGACCACUUGCGACGAAGCCCCCAACGGCGGGGGGGAUGCAACUUUGGGAAGGACGGGAAGGGCAUUUGAUCAAGAUUUGAUCGAAAUUCUUGACGAUUGA